Messenger RNA from Pseudomassariella vexata, 2011 nucleotides. RefSeq lists its product as uncharacterized. The transcript is spliced from 2 exons. The record is from RefSeq and is a predicted model, not a curated record. The coding region runs from base 384 to 1766 and encodes 460 amino acids. Lineage: Eukaryota; Fungi; Ascomycota; Sordariomycetes; Amphisphaeriales; Pseudomassariaceae.
CGCGUCCCCCAAUAAUAGCGUACCGCGCGUCUGGCUUCAACCGCAUUACAAACUCUUCCUGCUGCAGACGCUUGCCUGGAGCAGCGCUUAGCCAACCCUUCCCAAUGCCCAAUCUCGCGACGGUACGAUGCCACCUGCUUAGCUGGAGCUCCUGACGUGGGCCGGAGCAGCCCGACCCUACCAUAUGGAUUGGACAGCACGACGGUCUUUUGAAUGGGCCUCAUUUUGAAUUCCCCGAUGCAUCGUCGGCAGAAAGCUUGGCCUUGCAGCGUCAUACCAUGGCGAUGGAGAACGGCGUCUGGCGGGGACUGAUUGCGAGGCGGCAGAGUGCAUUGUGUCUCAUACAAAACAGAAGCAUUGUCCCUCUCACGACGAUCUCUUGAAUGGAGAAGUUCGUUCUGGUUCUACGCACAGCUACUGCCUUGGAUCCGACUACCACUUUCUCCGCGUCCAGUAUCAUUAUCAGUCAGACUUCGACCACUUCAACAGCCACGUUCGUCAAGCCUUCCAGCAUAGGAGAGGUGUCAUCGACCGUACUGUCAGGUACUACCGGUGAUAUUUUAUCUGCCAGUACCUCCACUGCUCUCGCCACCUCAACAUCCUCCUUCCCCAUGGUCACCAAAUCCUCAUACAUCUCCAAGACCGUCAUCCCCACCGGCACUGUGAACAAUGGUGUGCCUACUGUCAUUACUUCCAUACCCGCGUCGACCACUACCGUCGGCGCUAAUGUCAGGGCCAGUAAUCUUGCGGAAGCACAGCAAUACAACCACAUCUUUAACGAUCUCACUGAGAACUCUGCGUGUUCGGUUGGCCAGGUUGCCUGUGUUGGUGGCAAUAUUGGGGAAUGUAACGCUUCUGGAUCUUUCUCCAUCAUCCCGUGCGGCGGAAACACCCAGUGUUUUGCUCUGCCAAUGAACAUCACUGCUGGUGUCCAGGUUGGCUGUGUCGAUCCUGUGGUGGCUGCCAAUAUCCUGGGCGGUUCGGCUUCGAGCACAUCUGCUGCUCCUACGAGCACUGCUGUCACCAGUUCAGCUGCCACCUCAACGACCGCCGAGACCCCGAGCUCAUCUGCUGCUCCUACGGGCACUGCUGUCACCAGUUCAGUUGGCACCUCAACGACCACCGAGACCCCGAGCUUAUCUGCUACGUCAAAAGUUACAGAGACUCCAAGCUCAGCUGCUACCUUGACGAGCACUGAUUACCCGACUUUGAUCACCGUCACCAUUAUCCCCCCUACCGCAACGGUCACCAGCAUCAUCACCGCCCAGCCUACAGCCAGGACGACCUCCAAGAAGUCAAGCACCACUACCAUCACCUCGGAGCAGUCGAGCACCAGCAUCUCUACCCAAACCGAGCAAACCACCAUCGUCACCGUGACCCAAUCCGUUCCCACCACUCUAGUCACCGUGACCCGCUCCUCCACCAGCAACACCGACUCAGCCGGCCAAAUUACCACGACCAUCGCCUUCACUCCUCCCACAUCUGCACCCACAGCCGCACCCACUACUACUGCCGUGGUCACCACGACCACGAUCCUUACCAGCCUAGAGGUUAUCCCCAUCACCAAGACCAAGCACCACGGAGGCGGCAGCAGGCCCACUGAGGCUCCCGUUCCCUCAAGCGCCAAGCUUAUCGACUUCCCUACUACCAAGGCGGCCGGCGAUGACCCAGUCACUGUUACGGUCAAGGUGACAGAGACAGUGACGACGACUACUACGAGUGUUACGACGGAUAUGGCUACGGUGACUGCGACGAUGCAAGCGUAGACUGGGGCAGAAAUUGCAGACCUACUCCUCACCUACCACAUAAAGCACGACAACCUAAUUUGUUUACUUUGAAAUUUUGGUCAUUGGCACUUCGGCGGUAGCUUGGGAGUGUUUAAUAACCUGCCUUCUCAGAUUUCCUUUUUGUCUUUCGCAUAAGCUCUUCGGGUGUUGGAGUCCGAAGCUGGGGGAAAGAAAGAUUGAUACCCCCGUUAGUUGAUAGAUACUGCUUGUUUUAUAAUUCAUUA